ACGACUGAUUUCACGGGUUAAAAAAGACGAAGGAGGCACGGCUGCAAAACUCGCCGGGAAAUAUGGCGGACGAAAAGGAGAACAACGGAGAGAAGAAGUAUAAGUAUAGCAUAAUCAUUCCCACCUACAACGAGCGCCUCAACAUAGCUAUCAUAGUUUACCUGAUUUUCAAGCAUCUCCGGGAUGUUGAUUUCGAGAUAGUUGUUGUGGAUGACGGGAGUCCUGAUGGCACACAAGAAAUUGUCAUGCAACUACAGAAGUUGUAUGGUGAAGACCGCAUCCUUUUAAGAGCUAGAGCCAAGAAGCUUGGUCUGGGAACUGCAUAUAUUCAUGGUUUGAAGUAUGCCAGUGGUGAUUUCGUUGUAAUCAUGGAUGCUGAUCUUUCACAUCAUCCAAAAUACUUGCCAAGUUUCAUCAAGAAACAACUAGAGACAAAUGCAAGUAUAGUAACUGGUACACGAUAUGUAAAAGGUGGUGGUGUACACGGGUGGAAUCUUAUGCGGAAACUCACUAGUAGAGGAGCAAAUGUGCUAGCUCAAACAUUUUUGUGGCCUGGUGUAUCUGAUUUAACUGGGUCAUUCCGGCUAUACAAGAAAGAGGUGCUUGAAGAUGUGAUUAGCUCAUGUGUGAGUAAAGGGUAUGUGUUUCAGAUGGAAAUGAUCGUUCGUGCUUCCAGAAAAGGAUACCAGAUUGAAGAGGUACCGAUCACAUUUGUUGACAGAGUCUUUGGAACUUCGAAGCUCGGAGGAUCUGAAAUAGUGGAAUAUCUAAAAGGCCUUGUCUAUCUCCUGCUCACGACUUAAGAAACACCAAGCAACUCAACGACACAAGUCCCUCUUUAUAACUUCUAUACUUCGAUUGCAUCAUAGAUUCCCUUAAUACUUGAACUCUGAUCAUGUCUUCUAGAAACUUCAGUUUAGCUUUUGACUUCAGAGAACUGCAUCUUUUGAGACCCAAAAGUUCAUAUUAUAGACGUUGUUCAUUUGGAAUGCUGCUGAUUUGAGACA
Messenger RNA from Capsella rubella, 1007 nucleotides. RefSeq names its product dolichol-phosphate mannosyltransferase subunit 1. Gene Ontology annotation, molecular function: dolichyl-phosphate beta-D-mannosyltransferase activity. Bases 63 to 803 code for a protein of 246 amino acids. Gene Ontology annotation, cellular component: endoplasmic reticulum membrane. NCBI's taxonomy places the organism in Eukaryota, Viridiplantae, Streptophyta, Magnoliopsida, Brassicales, Brassicaceae. The record is from RefSeq and is a predicted model, not a curated record. Gene Ontology annotation, biological process: protein O-linked glycosylation via mannose; GPI anchor biosynthetic process. The transcript is spliced from 8 exons.